CCCUGCCGCCCACCUUCAGGCUGUGCAGCCAUGUUCUGGGCACCCUGAUCACAUGGGAGCCCAUGGGGCACCCCAGGUCUGCAGCCCUGCUCCUGCCUCUCCUCCUGGUGCUCGUCGGCCUCUCCGCCUCCACUGGGACCAGCUGUUCCCAUCUGCCUUGCUGGAGAACCUGCUGUCUGCUGGCCUCCCACAUGGAUGACAGUUUCAUUGGAGGUUCUGCCCAUAUUCCUUGUCGUACCCAGCUGGCCCUCCUCCCGUAUGCUCGAUGUCCCUGUUCUUUGUGCCUGGGUCUGAUGUCAGAUCCCCCAGGCCUUCAGUGGGGCGGCUUCCACCUCCUGGUGAAGAAAUCAAAAAAGUCUUCCAAGUUCAAGCUCUAUGGGAGACACAAGAUACCAGCAUCUUCUCAGAGGAAGUUGCUGGGCAGCCGGCGCCUGUCUGAGAAGGGCCAUCACAUUUCCAUCCCCUCCCCAGACAUCUCCUACAAGGGGCUGCGCUCCAAAAGGACCCAACCUUCAGAUCCACGGGCAGUGGAAAGUCACCCCAGACUGGACUCACAAAGGCAUCGAGGGCCCAAGUUCUCCUUUGAUUUGCUGCCUGAGGCACGGGCUAUUCAGGUGACCAUACCUCCAGGCCCUGAGGUCAGCAUGCGUCUUUGUCACCAGUGGGCACUAGAGUGUGAAGACCUGAGCAGUCCCUUUGAUGCCCAGAAAAUCGUGUCUGGGGGCCACACUGCAGAACUGCCUUAUGAGUUCCUUCUGCCCUGUCUGUGCAUAGAGGCUUCCUACCUGCAAGAAGACACCGUGAGGCAUAAAAUAUGUCCCUUCCAGAGCUGGCCUGAAGCUUAUGGCUCCGACUUCUGGAAGUCAGUGCAUUUUACUGACUACAGCCAGCACAAUCAGAUGGUCAUGGCCUUGACACUCCGCUGUCCACUGAAGCUGGGCCUCUGCCAGAAACAGGACUGGCACACCCCCUGUGAAGACCUCCCCAAUGCCACGGCUCAAGAGUCAGAGGGGUGGUACGUUUUGGAGAAGGUGGACUUGCACCCCCAGCUCUGCUUCAAGUUCUCUUUUGGAAACAGCAGCCAUGUUGAAUGUCCCCAGCAGACUGGGUCUCUCACAUCCUGGAAAGUGAGUAUGGAUACCCAGGCCCAGCAGCUGAUCCUUCACUUCUCCUCGAGGAUUCAUGCCACCUUCAGUGCUGCCUGGAGCCACCCAGGCCUGGGGCAGGACACCUUGGUGCCCCCUGUGUACAGCGUCAGCCAGACCCAGGGCUCAAGCCCAGUGACGCUAGACCUCGUCAUUCCCUUCCUGAGGCCAGGGGGCUGUGUUCUGGUGUGGAGGUCAGACGUCCAGUUUGCCUGGAAGCAGCGCUUGUGUCCUGAUGUCUCUCACAGACACCUGGGGCUCUUGAUUCUGGCACUGCUGGCCCUCACCACACUACUGGCCGUUUUUCUGGUUCUCACCCUUUGGCGCCCGCUGUCAGGCCCGGGUCGAGCGCGGCCGGUGCUGCUCCUGCACGCUGCAGACUCCGAGGCGCAGAGGCGCCUGGUGGGAGCGCUGGCCGAGCUGCUGCGGGCCGCGCUGGGCGGCGGACGCGACGUGAUCGUGGACCUGUGGGAGGGGAGGCGCGUGGCGCGCCUGGGCCCGCUGCCGUGGCUUUGGGCGGCGCGGGCGCGCGUGACGCGGGAGCGGGGCACAGUGCUGCUGCUGUGGAGCGGCGCCGGCCCCGACCCCCGUGCCCUGCUCCGCGCCGCCCCGCGCCCGCUGCUGCUCCUGGCGUACUUCAGCCGCCUCUGCGCCAAGGGCGACAUCCCCCCGCCCCUGCGCGCCCUGCCGCGCUACCGUCUGCUGCGCGACCUGCCGCGCCUGCUGCGGGCGCUGGACGCUCAACCUUCCACCGAAGCCACCAGCUGGGGUCGCCUCGGGCCGAGCCAGUGCAUGCGGGGCCGCCUGGAGCUGUGCCGCCAGCUCGAACGCGAGGCCGCCGGACUUGCAGACCAAGGCUGAGCAGAACUCCCCG
Messenger RNA from Nycticebus coucang (slow loris), 2019 nucleotides. It is a transcript of the gene IL17RE, whose product is annotated as interleukin 17 receptor E. Gene Ontology annotation, molecular function: interleukin-17 receptor activity. The record is from RefSeq and is a predicted model, not a curated record. Lineage: Eukaryota; Metazoa; Chordata; Mammalia; Primates; Lorisidae.